This is a messenger RNA of Impatiens glandulifera, 425 nucleotides long. Its product is annotated as auxin-responsive protein SAUR19-like. Lineage: Eukaryota; Viridiplantae; Streptophyta; Magnoliopsida; Ericales; Balsaminaceae. Bases 13 to 405 code for a protein of 130 amino acids. The transcript has a single exon. Gene Ontology annotation, biological process: response to auxin. The record is from RefSeq and is a predicted model, not a curated record.
UUGGGUGUUUCAAUGAAGAAGCUUGGGAAGAUCAAAGUGAAUGUAAAGAAGAAAGUGUCAAUUGAACAACAAGGGUUGUCACAUUGUUAUGAGAGUUUACUUGUAGAUGAUGAUCAUGAUCAUGAUGAAGAACAUGGGGCGACGUCGGCCAAUUCGAGAGCUCCAACUGGUUUUCUAGCGAUGUAUGUUGGGGAGGAAAGGAGGCGGUUUGUGGUUCCAAUGAGUUAUCUUUCUCAUCCUUUGUUUAAGAUUUUGUUAGAGAAAGCUCAUGAUGAAUUUGGUUUUCAGCAAAGGCAAGGGUUAGUUAUGCCUUGUAGUGUAAAUGAAUUCAAGGAAGUGGUGAAUGCGGUUGAGACAUGCCAUGGAAGGUUUGAUUUUGGCAAGUUGUUUAAAGAAUUCAUUUGAUUAACAAAAUGGAUUGGUAC